Molecule: messenger RNA, 1305 nt
Organism: Tetranychus urticae (two-spotted spider mite)
Lineage: Eukaryota; Metazoa; Arthropoda; Arachnida; Trombidiformes; Tetranychidae
Product: retinol dehydrogenase 14
Source: RefSeq, a predicted model, not a curated record
AUUACUAGACUUUAUUCAGUGAGCAGUACGAAAAUUUUUUAGUCUGAUGUAACGAUCGAUUUCACCAAUUGUUUUAUUUUAAAAGUUUAUUUAAUUAAUUAGGAAACAUAAAUGUCUGUUAUUGAAAGUGAAAAUGGAGGGUUAAAGCCAUUUCUAUGGAACGCUUGGGACUUUUUCGUGUUUAGCUUAUGGUCUAUGAACCCGUUUAAAAAGAUUAAGUGUCCAUCUGAUUGUACAAUUGACGGGAAAACAGUGUUAAUUACUGGUGCUACUCAAGGAAUUGGUAAAUCGACUGCGAUCGAACUGGCUAAACGUGGUGCUAAACUUAUUCUUGCAUGUCGGAAUAUUGACCAAGCCAAUCAGUUAGCUGAACAAAUCAGAGAAUCAACCGGAGCCGAUGUAACAACAAUCCAUCUUGACCUAAACUCAUUGGAAUCAGUUAAAAAAUGUGCAGAUACAAUACUUGGGUCAGUUGAAAGACUUGACAUACUCAUCAACAAUGCAGGAAUGGCUGGAGAUUCGGAAAGGAAGGAAACAGAAGACGGAUUUGAACAAGUUAUACAAGUAGAUCACAUUGGCCCUUUCCUGUUCACUAAACUAUUACUUCCCCUGGUAAAAUCAAGUUCCCCAAGUCGUAUAAUAUUUACUGGUUCAUCUUUACACAGGAUACUCCACAAAUUGGAUUUAGAAGAUUUAAAUUCGAUUAAAAGUUAUAGCUCUAGUAAUGUCUACGCUAAGAGUAAGUUAGCCAAUAUUUUGACUGCAGUUUAUUUGAGUUCCAUGUUGAAAGAUUCAGGUGUUACAGUGAACUCAUUUUGCCCUGGUCCUGUAAAUACCAGUUUAGCUCAAGACCUAAUUGGAUCUACAAUGGCGAUGCUUUCCAAGCCUUUUCAGUCAAUUAUCUCCAAAACUCCUGAUGAAGGUGCUCAAACCUUAAUUUACCUUGCUGUUGAAAAAUCUCUCGAUUCAGUCACCGGGUCACAUUUCAUGUAUUGUAAACCAGUGAAAACUAGUGCUCUGGGAUCAGAUUUUAACCUUGCAACCAAAUUAUGGGAAACAACCGAGAAACUUCUGGAAUCACGCGGCUAUUGAUAUUUGCUUGCAGCAAUGGCAAUUUUAAACACAAUGGUACAAAACCUGUCUUUCUCAAAUUAUCCGCAAAUAAUUACUUAAAGCGAUCAAUCCAAGCAUAAUAAGAAUGCUCAAAUUAUAUUUUCAGAAAUUUUAUUUUAGUCUUGACUCUAGGAUUGACUUUUUAAUCAAGUUAAAGUUGUUUUUCAAUAAAUGUUAAGUUUUUUCCUUGUU